Hemiscyllium ocellatum (epaulette shark) is the source of this 987-nucleotide messenger RNA. RefSeq names its product SLA class II histocompatibility antigen, DQ haplotype C beta chain-like. The transcript has 6 exons. NCBI's taxonomy places the organism in Eukaryota, Metazoa, Chordata, Chondrichthyes, Orectolobiformes, Hemiscylliidae. Bases 1 to 987 code for a protein of 328 amino acids. The record is from RefSeq and is a predicted model, not a curated record.
AUGUCCACCAUUCGGUUGCACUACGCCUACGAUGGUGUGACGGUCAUGUUCUACGAUAUGGACACCCGAAGGUACGUGGCAGCCCAACCUUUCCUCCAGGCAGAGGUUGACCGGAGGAAUUCUGACCCUGAUUACGUCGCCACGGUCCCCGAUCGCGUCGAGAGCGUCUGCGAUGAAAUCAAGCAAGCAGCAGGGUUGAGUGACCUGACCCUGGAAAGAGUGGCUCCCACGUCUGUCAGAGCCUUUAUCGAGGAGAGGCAGGGUCAGAGGGUCCUGCUGUGCGAGGUGAGGAAUUUCGCCCCCGCCGAGGUUAAAGUGAGCUGGGUGAGAGACGGAGCAGUUAUCACCGACGGCCGGGAGACAGUCAGCGUCGUCCCUCAGAGGAACCAGAUGUUCCAGGCCCGGAGUCACCUCACGCUGAGUGGGCAGGUGGAUGGCUCCUAUUUCUGUCAAGUGGAACACCAGGCCCUCAACGGGAAACUCCUCGUCCCGCUCGAACACGCCUGGACCAUCACAAGUGAAACUGCAUUGACCAUCAUCGGGGCAGUGCUGGGACUCCUGGGAUUGAGCUUCGCACUGGUCACUACCAUUCUCUACUGCCACCUCUUCCACCGUUGUUCCCGAGUCUGUGUUAACCCAACAGCAAAGUUCACCAAGCGGGAAGGAACGCUGUGUCGUUCCAAUCUGUGUAACAGCAGCAUCAGAUCAGACAGCUCAGCCAGUUCAAAUACCAGCACCACAUCAGGUAACAGAGAGGCUGGGAAUCUGGGAACAGGACCCUCGGGAAUCUGGGAACGGGAGGCUCCACUGGGAAUCUGGGAACGGGAGGCUCCACCGGGAAUCUGGGAACGGGAGGCCCCACCGGGAAUCUGGGAACGGGAACGGUGGGAGAGGUACCUGUCUAAAUACCGUUUAUCGUCCGACUGUACCCACAUCCGCAACUCCCUUGGGAUGUUCAUUCCACGUGCCCCUUCCCAUCUUGUUUAA